AUCCGACUUUCAAAAUGUUCGCCCGUCAAGCUUUCCGCUGCUCUCAGUCCCUGAAGCAGGGCUUCCGCAAGUACUCCACGGAGGCGCCCAAGGCCAAGUCCUCCUUGACUCCUAUCUACAUCGGUGUCGGUCUCGCCGGUCUCGGUGUUGGCUUGUACCGCUACAACUCUGCCACCGCUGAGGCCCCCAUCGUCCGCGAGAAGGUUUUCAAGGGUGGUGAGCAAGGAUGGUUCGACUUGAAGCUGUCCGAGAUCGAGGUUCUCAACCACAAUACCAAGCGUCUGCGCUUCGAGUUUGAGGACAAGAAUGCUGUCUCUGGUCUGCAGGUUGCCUCUGCCAUUUUGACCAAGUUCAAGCCCGUCGACGGCAAGGCCGUCAUCCGUCCUUACACCCCUACCAGCGAUGAGGAGACCCCCGGUCACAUCGACCUCGUCGUCAAGGUCUACCCCAACGGACCCAUGUCCGAGUACCUGCACAACAUGAACGUCGGUCAGCGCCUGGACUUCAAGGGCCCCAUUGUCAAGUACCCCUGGGAGACCAACAAGCACAACCACAUCACUCUGAUUGCUGGUGGCACCGGUAUCACCCCCAUGUACCAGCUGGCCCGUGAGAUCUUCAAGAACCCCGAGGACAAGACCAAGGUCACCCUCGUCUUUGGCAACGUGACCGAGGAGGACAUCCUCCUGAAGAAGGAGUUCGAGGAGCUUGAGAACACCUACCCCCAGCGCUUCCGGGCCUUCUACGUCCUGGAUAAGCCUCCCAAGGAGUGGACCGGCGGUAAGGGCUUCAUCAGCAAGGAGCUCCUGAAGACCGUCAUGCCCGAGCCCAAGGAGGAGAACAUCAAGAUCUUCGUCUGCGGUCCCCCGGGCAUGUACAAGGCCAUCAGCGGUACCAAGAAGAGCCCCUCCGACCAGGGCGAGCUGUCUGGUAUCCUGGCCGAGCUGGGCUACAGCAAGGACCAGGUCUUCAAGUUCUAAGCACGCU
Messenger RNA from Aspergillus saccharolyticus JOP 1030-1, 984 nucleotides. RefSeq names its product cytochrome b5 reductase family protein. Gene Ontology annotation, molecular function: cytochrome-b5 reductase activity, acting on NAD(P)H. Bases 15 to 977 code for a protein of 320 amino acids. The transcript is spliced from 4 exons. The record is from RefSeq and is a predicted model, not a curated record. NCBI's taxonomy places the organism in Eukaryota, Fungi, Ascomycota, Eurotiomycetes, Eurotiales, Aspergillaceae. Gene Ontology annotation, biological process: ergosterol biosynthetic process.